AUGGCCGACGUCGCGCAAUCACCGGUCCCUCUCGACACCAUCCCCAUCUCCCCCGAAGGUGGUGAUGCCGCCUCGGACUCCGCUCCCACCACCAGCUCCGGCGAUGUUGUCACCGUCUUCCACGACCCCGAGAACUUCAACGUCAAGCACCCUCUCGCUCACACCUGGACCCUCUGGUUCACAAAGCCCCCAAGCGGAAAGCAAGACUGGAACGAGUUGUUGAAGGAGGUCAUUAGCUUCAACAGUGUCGAGGAGUUCUGGGGCAUCUACAACAACAUCACCCCCUCAUCCGAGCUUGCCCCCAAGUCCGACUACCACCUCUUCAAGCAAGGCGUCCGCCCCGAGUGGGAGGACCCUCAGAACAAGCACGGUGGCCGUUGGUCCUACACCUUCAAGCAGCGUCAGGCCAACGACGACAUCUGGCUGCACGUCCUGCUCGCCGCCAUUGGUGAGCAGCUCGAGGAUGACAAUGACAACGAGGUCAUGGGUGUCGUCAUCAACAUCCGCAAGGCCUUCUACCGUGUCGGUCUCUGGACUCGCAGCGCUGGCACGAAGGCAAACCCCGCCAAGCAGGGCCAGCCUCAGCGCACCCCCCAGGAGUCUCAGGCUAUCCUCAUGAAGAUUGGCCAGCGCUUCAAGGCCGUACUCACCGUCCAGGACAAGGAGGUCAUCGAGUUCAUGGGUCACUCCGACUCUGCCAACGCCGGUUCCACCCGUGCUAAGGCCAAGUACUCGGCUUAA
Molecule: messenger RNA, 741 nt
Organism: Aureobasidium subglaciale EXF-2481
Lineage: Eukaryota; Fungi; Ascomycota; Dothideomycetes; Dothideales; Saccotheciaceae
Exons: 3
Coding region: 1-741 (246 amino acids)
Biological process (GO): translational initiation
Cellular component (GO): cytoplasm; eukaryotic translation initiation factor 4F complex
Molecular function (GO): translation initiation factor activity; RNA 7-methylguanosine cap binding
Source: RefSeq, a predicted model, not a curated record